CCCCAGUGGACAAAAAGACGAACGUCCCUGUUAGCAGCAGCGAUGUUGGAGGACAGCAUGAAAAGAGGACAGAGGAGCUGGAUCCAGAUGUGGAGGAGAUCAAAUAUCGAGUGCUUCAAAGGUCGUCGUCUCCUGAACUGGAACCAGCCGCCCCCCCCCUCUGAAGACAGAGUGGACUGUCCCAUCUGUCAGAGCUCCUUCCCGCUGACGCAGAUCGAGAGGCACGCUGCGUACUGCGACGGAGAGGAGGGCGCGAGGAAGCCGGAAAAAGACUGUUUCCAAGUGUCAUUGAAGCCUCGUAGGAAGAGACCAAGGUUAGCCGAGGCGAGUUCUGCAGAGACCGGCGAACCCUCCAACACUGGCAAGAUCCAAGAGAAAUGUUACAUCUGUCAGAAAGCUGUUCCCCUGAGAGACUACAGCCGACACACAGAGCUCUGCAUCCAGAGGCAAUCCUUGAAUCGUCAAUCCAAUGCAGCCAAGGGAAAUCUGCUGUCGGCUCUGGAGAAAACAGAGAGCAGAGAUUCAGAGGCCGUGCCGUCUGGAUCCAAACUCCCACAGAGAGAAGUCAUAGACCUGCGGGAUGAUGAUGAUGAUGAAGAGGAGGAGGGUGACAGUGUUUCAGUGCUCAGGAUCAGUAACUCUCCCAUCAGAUCCUUCACUCCCAUCUCAGAGGCCACCGGCUGCCUUAUCGACUUCAAAAAACAGUAUCGAGGCAAGAAGCCGCGCCAAAGAAGAAAAUGAGGAUGACCUGACUGAAAAAACUGGAAACCAGAGCCUUAACUUAAAACCCAUCAGGUUGGACGUGACAUUACGACUUCCUGAUGUUACAUAUUUAUGCAGGUAACUGAAUACAAACUGAGCAUUUGGACGACUGAUUGUGAUUCUUUUUGUGCCACUAAAUAAGUUUGUUAUGUUAAAGGUGAUUCAGACUACCUCUUUAUGAAUUGAAAUAUUUCCCUUUGAGUUAUUUUGUACGAGUGGCUGUCUUGACAGUAUGAUUAUUGACUACAGCAUCAUGUCUAAACCCCUGGAGUGUCAAUCAGAUACAUAAAAACAUGAUUUUACUGGAUUUCAACUUUGAAUAUGAAACUAAAUAAUUGAUUGUAUUCUUUGUUUCACCACUUUAGUCAAAAUAUCUCAACAACGAUUAGAUGGACUGCCAUUAAACUUGUAAAUGUUCUCCACAA
Messenger RNA from Trematomus bernacchii (emerald rockcod), 1187 nucleotides. It is a transcript of the gene uimc1, whose product is annotated as ubiquitin interaction motif containing 1. Lineage: Eukaryota; Metazoa; Chordata; Actinopteri; Perciformes; Nototheniidae. Gene Ontology annotation, molecular function: histone binding; K63-linked polyubiquitin modification-dependent protein binding. The record is from RefSeq and is a predicted model, not a curated record. Gene Ontology annotation, cellular component: BRCA1-A complex. Gene Ontology annotation, biological process: positive regulation of DNA repair; double-strand break repair.